Messenger RNA from Camelina sativa (false flax), 1818 nucleotides. Lineage: Eukaryota; Viridiplantae; Streptophyta; Magnoliopsida; Brassicales; Brassicaceae. The record is from RefSeq and is a predicted model, not a curated record.
AUGGAGGAUAUUUUCCAGUCAUUCCAGUGUCCCGACCACUAUCGGGUAUACUUGGCAGAGCACUACCUUUCAGGGGAUGCGAGGGUCUGGAGGAUGUCGGUGAUGUCACGGAGAGUGCAGCAUGCGAUGACUUGGAUGGACUUUGUAGGAGAGUUCAACGCUAAGUAUUUUCCGCAGGAGGCACUUGAUCGUAUUGAAGUGCGGUUCUUGGGAUUUACUCAGGGUAAUCGUACCGUGAGGGAGCUGGACGCAGAGUUCAAUUGGCUUGUGGGGUAUGUAGCUCGGGCAUUGGAGCCAGAGUCGGCUCAGGUGCAGAGGCUCUUGUUGGCUCUGCGUGAUGAUUUGAGGACUCGCCGAAGCGGACUCAGCCGCCUUCUGCUUUUUGGAAAGGGCGGUAAGCCUCCACAGGGGCAGAAGAGGAAGUUCGAUGCUAUGCAGAGGUUGGGGUCUAGUGGUGCAGGAUGCUUCGGGUGUGGAAGUUUGGAACACAGGGUGGCGAGUUGUCCACAGAGGGGCAACCAGCCUGCAUCACCGAUGACUCGAGUGUGUUACCACUGUAGAGAGGCGGGGCAUCUCAGAUCGUCGUUUCCUAAGCUACAUCUGAUGGUUGUGGCCGGUAGUGCAAACAAGAGUGCAGCAGGUGGGACAGCCAGUGUUGCCUUUGCCAGUGGCACUACGUGCGUACACGAUAGUGGAGACAGGAGGAACCAGUGGUACUUAGUGCAUAAAGUUUAUGUAGGUACCUUAUUGGUGGGAGAUUUUCCAUCUCAUGUGUUGUUCGACUCUGGAGCUACUCAUUGCUUCAUUACCCCGGAGUGUGCCAAGAAGGAGAAAAUUCAUGGUGAUACCGAAGAGCGGCUCCUGACCAUUAAGGUUGCUGGAGGCGGGAUUAUCCAGGUCUAUGGACGGGCUAGAGAUGUAGAUAUACAGGUGGCUGGAGAGUCGAUGCCGACAGAUAUGGUUAUCAGUCCAGUGGAGCUGAGUGAGACCGACCUCAAAGACUGUGGUUAUCUCAGCUGUCCAGGCAGAGAAGAUGAUCAGGAAGGUUCGGGAGGCAUAUUUAGCUACAAUAUCGAUGUUGGAGUCUGUAGGGGUUACCACCAUCUCGGUCUGAUCCCUUACAAGAUGGCUCUAGCAGAGAUGACAAAGCUGAAGAAGCAGUUAGAGGAUUUGUUGGGCAAGGAUUUCAUUCGUCCUAGUACUUCACCGUGGGGGGCGCCGGUGUUGUUUGUUAAGAAGAAAGAUGGAAGUUACCACCAGAUUCUGAUAGAUGAGCUGGACGUCAGGAAGACAGCAAUCAGGACGAGGUAUGGGCACUAUGAGUUUGUGGUGAUGCCCUCUGGUUUGACCAAUACAUCAGCUGAGUUUAUGAAGUUGAUGAAUAGCGUAUUCUUGGAGUUUCUAGAUGAGUUUUUCAUCAUCUUCAUCGAUGACAUCCUGGUGUAUUCCAAGAGGUACUACAGGAAAUUUGUGCGGAGUUUUGCGAGUAUGGCACAGCCGAUGACUAAGCUGACAGGAAAGGAUGAGAGUGAUGAGGGGCUGGUGAACGUCUCUAAGGUUGAGGGUUCAGAGUAUCAGGUCUCUGCUAAUGGGACUAUCUUGGUGCAUGGUCGACUAAUGAAGGCUGAGCAUCAGGUGCCGGGAGGCCUGUUACAGAGUUUACACAUUCCAGAGUGGAAGUGGGACUUGAUCACGAUAGAUUUCGUUGUUGGGUUGCCUGUGUCACGGACUAUGGAUGCCAUCUGGGUCAUUGUGGAUCGUCUGACCAAGUCUGCACAUUUUCUGGCCAUUAAGAAGAUUGAUGGAGCGGCAGUCUAG